Scophthalmus maximus (turbot) is the source of this 1713-nucleotide messenger RNA. It is a transcript of the gene agpat4, whose product is annotated as 1-acylglycerol-3-phosphate O-acyltransferase 4 (lysophosphatidic acid acyltransferase, delta). The coding region runs from base 228 to 1361 and encodes 377 amino acids. Gene Ontology annotation, cellular component: mitochondrial outer membrane; endomembrane system. Gene Ontology annotation, molecular function: 1-acylglycerol-3-phosphate O-acyltransferase activity. The transcript has 9 exons. NCBI's taxonomy places the organism in Eukaryota, Metazoa, Chordata, Actinopteri, Pleuronectiformes, Scophthalmidae. The record is from RefSeq and is a predicted model, not a curated record.
CGCGUGGCCUGCGGGUGGGUGUGGUUCCCCUUGCUCGGGGAAGUUUCUACUUCCAGUCAGUCAACCGGUUGAAUUAUUGGACAUGACGGCGACAGCUCCAGGUGGCGCGGACUGAAAGUGAAGACUGGUGGCGCGUUCUGCUCGGCUCCGCAGCCUGUGGACGGUGGAAGGUCUGCGCGUCGGGGCGGCUCCGCGCCGAUCGAGGUACCUGUCAACGCGAAGAAACAAUGGGCCUCCUGCAGCUGCUGAAGUCCCAGUUCUUGUGCCACCUGGUGAUGUGCUACGUGUUCCUGGUCAGCGGCGUCAUCAUCAACCUGUUGCAGCUCUGCACUCUGCCCCUGUGGCUGGUCAGCAAGCAGCUGGCCCGCCGGGUCAACAUCCGACUGUCCUACUGCAUCAGCAGCCAGAUGGUAGCUGCCCUGGAGUGGUGGUCUGGGACAGAGUGCACGCUCUACACGGAUCCAAAGAGUUAUCCACUGUAUGGAAAAGAGAACGCCAUCGUGGUCCUGAAUCACAUGUAUGAGAUCGACUUCCUGUGCGGCUGGACCUUCUGUGAAAGAUUCGGAGUCCUUGGCAGUUCGAAAGUGUUGGCCAAGAAGGAGCUGGCUUAUGUUCCAGUGAUUGGUUGGAUGUGGUACUUCAUGGAGAUAGUUUUCUGCAAGAGGAAGUGGGAGGAGGACCGAAGGACGGUGGCUCAGAGUCUUCAGAACCUGCGGGAUUACCCAGAGAACUACUGGUUCUUGCUUUACUGCGAAGGAACACGCUUCACGCCGAAGAAGCACCAGGUCAGCAUGCAGGUGGCUGAGAGCAAAGGUCUGCCCCAACUGAAGUACCACCUUCUGCCCAGGACCAAAGGAUUCUGGGUAACUGUCCAAAACCUCAGGGGAACUGCCAUGGCCGUGUAUGAUUCCACACUGAACUUCAGGGACAACGAGGCGCCGACCUUGCUCGGAAUUCUGAACGGGAAGAAAUAUCACGCGGAUUUAUACGUGAGGAGAAUCCCUCUAGAGCUGAUCCCCGAGGACGAGGCGGAGUGCGCUGCUUGGCUGCAUAAACUGUACCAGGAAAAGGACGGCUUUCAGGAGCACUACACACAGACAGGGCGUUUCCCCGGCACCACUGUGAGCCCUCCACGCCGACCCUGGUCCCUGAUCAACUGGCUCUUCUGGUUCUGCCUGCUCCUCUACCCUCUUGGCCUGCUGCUCGCUCAACUCAUCGGCUCCGGAUCGAUGCUCACCAUCGCAGCAUCUGUGGCUCUCUGCUCGGCAGCUUCCUUGGGAUUCCGUUGGAUGAUUGGCCAGACUGAAAUUGACAAAGGCUCGAGCUACGGCAAUAAAGAGGCUCCUCUGAACAACAACUGAGUGAUCCUGACCCGCCUCAGAACUGCUUCUUUGCACAACUGCUAAUCUACUGGCUGUAGGCAGCAGACGUUACAAACAGCCGUGUGACGGGGCCUUGCUGCGCCAACAAGUGCAAACUUGCUUCAAAGCAUAAAAACAAACAAGGCAGUCGUGUCCUGACGCUGCAGGCGCUCGACUUGUGAGGUCACGAAACUGGAGUGAGGGGAGCAGCUUCCUUUGGGGACCUUUUACAAUAAUAAGAAGAUGGGGAAUGACUCAAUGGUUUUCUCCUUUAAUGAGAGGCUUGAUUUUCAAAUAAUGUAAAUAAUAAAUGAUUUCUUACUGACAAUUAAAACUGGAAUUUUAAAUUUGA